AUGAGCAGCGAGAAGAAGCGGACCAAGGCCGACGCGCGCUACCAAGCAGCGCUACUGAAGCGUCCGCUCCAGACCAAGGCGAUCACGUCCGCUGUGAUGGGCGCCUCUGGCGAAAUCGUUGCGCAUGGCCUCAAGUACAAGUCCCUUCAAGGCCUUUCGCUCCAGCGUGUCUUGGUCUUUGCGCUUUACAGCGGCGGGAUCACGGCGCCAGUCAUGCACGCGUGGUAUGGCUUUCUCGAGCAAUGCCGAGUCCGCGGCGACCGCCUGUCGAACAACGGCAAGCUCUUGCUGGACCGUCUCCUUCUCACGCCCCCUUUCUUGGCCUUGACGCUCUUCGCGUUGUCUCUCUUGACGGGCGCGUCCGUCGCAGCGUCCAAGGCGCUCGUGCGCUCCAAGUACGUCACAGCGCUCUGGAUGAACUGGAAGGUCUGGACGCUGACCCAGUACCUCUCGUUCAACUACGUCCCGCCGCAUUUGCGUGUUCUCUGGGGCAACGCUGUCGCCUAUCUCUCCUUAUCGUCCUAG
Messenger RNA from Saprolegnia parasitica CBS 223.65, 525 nucleotides. RefSeq lists its product as hypothetical. NCBI's taxonomy places the organism in Eukaryota, Oomycota, Saprolegniomycetes, Saprolegniales, Saprolegniaceae. The coding region runs from base 1 to 525 and encodes 174 amino acids. Gene Ontology annotation, cellular component: membrane; cytoplasm. The record is from RefSeq and is a predicted model, not a curated record. The transcript has 10 exons.